Messenger RNA from Bursaphelenchus okinawaensis, 2410 nucleotides. Lineage: Eukaryota; Metazoa; Nematoda; Chromadorea; Rhabditida; Aphelenchoididae. The record is from the annotation of a GenBank genome assembly.
AUGCCUAACCUUUUAUGUACGUUUAAUCAAAAAUACGUUUUAAUUAUAAUGUCAACGUUAAUCACAAAUGGCAUUUUUUGCAUGCGCAGUGCGUUAGCCCAUAGCCGCAGCCAUUGGCUCUAGCCCAAAGCCCAAAUCCCAAGGUACAAAGCCCUCGCCCAGAGCCUUGGCCUUAGCCCUAACCCAGAACUCUAGCUCAAAGUCCUAUUCUAUAACGCUACUCUACCUCACCUAAUCUAUUAUACCUUUAUUUUGCUUUGCGCUGACCCUACCUUCCUUUUUUACCUUUUUUUCUUACUCUAACCAACAAAAAGUUACUAUACAAUAAAAAAUGAAUCUACGUGCUAUUUUAUAAAACGCUGUAAAAGCCACGAAAUGACUGUUUACUUAUUUAUAAUUGUUUAGCAAAGAAAAAUGUAAAAAGGUUCUCUAGGUAUGUUAAUAUUGUAAUUUAAUAAACAUCUUGAGAACCGAGAUUAAACUAAAUUCUAAAACUAAAUAGCUCAAAUGUGUCAAGUGUUAUCAGAAAAUGUGAGAUUUAAAAAAAUGCUAAAGCUGGUAAACAAUAUACUUUUUUAAAUGUAAAAUACGAUUGGGUCUCUAUUAAAUAUAAAAAGUAAAAUAUAUAUAAUACUUUGUGUUCGAAAUCUUUAAAAAACCUGAAAAAAGUCAAUUUUGACAUUUUUGAGACAAUUUUUGACAUUAACUUUAGUUAUCGCAGUUAGUUGAAGAGAAGAGAAGAAUAAUAUUUUACAGAUGUUUCUUGAAUGGCCUAUUUUCUUAUAUUUUUAAACUUCUUUAUGAAAAAAAGCUGGUUCCAGACUCUAAAAAAAGCCUCAAGCGUGAGCAUGAGCAUGAGCCUGAGCCUAAGCCUAAGCCUGAGCCUGAGUCUGAGCCUGAGCCUGAGCCUGAGCCUGAGCCUGAGCCUGAGCCUGAGCCUGAUCCUAAGCCUGAGCCUGAGCCUGAGCCUGAGCCUGAGCCUGAGCCUGAACCUGAACCUGAACCUGAACCUGAACCUGAACCUGAACCUGAACCUGAACCUGAACCUGAACCUGAACCUGAGCCUGAGCUUGAGCUUGAGCCUGAGCCUGAGUCUGAGCCUGAGCCUGAGCCUAAGCCUGAGCCUGAGCCUGAGCCUGAGCCUGAUCCUAAGUCUAAGCCUAAGCCUAAGCCUAAGCCUGAGCCUAAGCCUGAGCCUGAGCCUGAUCCUAAGUCUAAGCCUAAGCCUAAGCCUAAGCCUGAGCCUGAGCCUAAGCCUAAGCCUGAGCCUGAACCUGAACCUGAACCUGAACCUGAACCUGAGCCUGAGCUUGAGCUUGAGCCUGAGUCUGAGCCUGAGCCUGAGCCUAAGCCUGAGCCUGAGCCUGAGCCUGAGCCUAAUCCUAAGUCUAAGCCUAAGCCUAAGCCUAAGCCUGAGCCUAAGCGUGAGCCUAAGCCUGAGCCUAAGCCUGAGCCUGAUCCUAAGUCUAAGCCUAAGCCUAAGCCUGAGCCUAAGCCUAAGCCUGAGCCUGAGCCUGAUCCUAAGCCUGAGCCUGAGCCUGAGCCUGAGCCUGAGCCUGAGCCUGAACCUGAACCUGAACCUGAACCUGAGCCUGAGCUUGAGCUUGAGCCUGAGCCUGAGUCUGAGCCUGAGCCUGAGCCUAAGCCUGAGCCUGAGCCUGAGCCUGAUCCUAAGUCUAAGCCUAAGCCUAAGCCUAAGCCUAAGCCUAAGCCUAAGCCUAAGCCUAAGCCUGAGCCUAAGCCUAAGCCUAAGGCUAAGCCUGAGCCUGAGCCUGAGCCUGAACCUGAAUCUGAACCUGAACCUGAACCUGAACCUGAACCUGAACCUGAGCCUGAGCUUGAGCUUGAGCCUGAGCCUGAGCCUGAGUCUGAGCGUGAUAGUGAGCCUGAACCUGAUCCUAAGUCUAAGCCUAAGCCUGAGCCUAAGCCUAAGCCUAAGGCUAAGCCUGAGCCUGAGCCUGAGCCUGAGCCUGAGCCUGAACCUAAACCUGAACCUGAACCUGAACCUGAGCCUGAGCCUGAGCCUGAGCCUGAGCUUGAGUCUGAGCCUGAGUCUGAGCCUGAGUCUGAGCCUGAGCCUGAGCCCGGGCCUGAGUCUGAGCCUGAGCGUGAUAGUGAGCCUGAGCCUGAUCCUAAGUCUAAGCCUAAUCCUAAGCCUGAGCCUGAGCCUAAGCCUAAGCUUAAGGCUAAGCCUGAGCCUGAACCUGAACCUGAACCUGAACCUGAGCCUGAGCCUGAGACUGAGCUUGAGUCUGAGCCUGAGCCUGAGUCUGAGUCUGAGUGUGAGCCUGAGCCUGAGCUUGGGUCUGAGCCUAAGCCUGAGCCUGAGCCUGGGCCUGAGCCUGAGCCUGAGCCUGAGCUUGAGUCUGAGCCUGAGCCUGAGCCUGAGCCUGAUCCUGAGCCUCAAUAG